This is a messenger RNA of Pan troglodytes (chimpanzee), 13227 nucleotides long. RefSeq names its product neuropeptide FF receptor 2 (gene NPFFR2). Gene Ontology annotation, molecular function: opioid receptor binding; neuropeptide receptor activity; peptide binding. Gene Ontology annotation, biological process: regulation of adenylate cyclase activity; regulation of MAPK cascade; G protein-coupled receptor signaling pathway. Lineage: Eukaryota; Metazoa; Chordata; Mammalia; Primates; Hominidae. The record is from RefSeq and is a predicted model, not a curated record. Gene Ontology annotation, cellular component: plasma membrane. The coding region runs from base 463 to 2031 and encodes 522 amino acids. The transcript is spliced from 4 exons.
GUCUCCCCAGGGUUCUUCCCCUUCCAUUUCUGAUUAUGCUGUGAAUAUAUUUCCAGAAUUUCAGAGGGGUUUGCUUGCAAGCUAAAAGAUCUUUGCAAAGGCUCAAAAAAUACGGUCUGCUUCAGACAGAGAGAGGGUUUGCAAUAUGCGAUGAAUCUCUCAGUCCCAUUAGAACCUUAAAGAUGAUGAUAGCUCACAUUUAAUGUAAUGAUUAAUGUGUACCAGGACCAUUCCAGGCACUUUUGCAUGUAGACAAAUAAUUCUCAGAUUACUUACUGAUUAAUAUCAUCAUCAUCUCUAUUUUACAAACGAGGAAACUGAGGCACAGAGAGGCUAAAUCACUUGCCCAGGAUCUGGAACCAAGUAAUGGUGAUGAUGCUAGUCAUACUGAUGCUUCCUUUUCUUUGCCGCACUCGGAUUCUGAGUUUCACAAGAAUGUACCUGGGUGCCCCUUAGCGGGAUAUGAAUAGCUUCUUCGGAACCCCAGCGGCCAGCUGGUGCCUCCUGGAAAGUGACGUCUCAUCUGCACCGGACAAGGAGGCGGGGAGGGAGCGCAGAGCACUCAGCGUCCAGCAGCGCGGCGGGGCAGCCUGGAGCGGAAGCCUGGAGUGGAGCAGGCAGUCCGCGGGGGACAGACGUCGGCUGGGAUUGAGCCGGCAGACUGCGAAAAGUAGCUGGAGCCGGAGCAGGGACAGAACCUGUUGCUGCAGACGGGCUUGGUGGAUUCUGGUUCCUGCCGCCGACAGGGCUCGCCGGGAGAGGUUCAUCAUGAAUGAGAAAUGGGACACAAACUCUUCAGAAAACUGGCAUCCCAUCUGGAAUGUCAAUGACACAAAGCAUCAUCUGUACUCAGAUAUUAAUAUUACCUAUGUGAACUACUAUCUUCACCAGCCUCAAGUGGCAGCAAUCUUCAUUAUUUCCUACUUUCUGAUCCUCUUUUUGUGCAUGAUGGGAAAUACUGUGGUUUGCUUUAUUGUAAUGAGGAACAAACAUAUGCACACAGUCACUAAUCUCUUCAUCUUAAACCUGGCCAUAAGUGAUUUACUAGUUGGCAUAUUCUGCAUGCCUAUAACACUGCUGGACAAUAUUAUAGCAGGAUGGCCAUUUGGAAACACGAUGUGCAAGAUCAGUGGAUUGGUCCAGGGAAUAUCUGUCGCAGCUUCAGUCUUUACGUUAGUUGCAAUUGCUGUAGAUAGGUUCCGGUGUGUGGUCUACCCUUUUAAACCAAAGCUCACUGUAAAGACAGCGUUUGUCAUUAUUAUGAUCAUCUGGGUCCUAGCCAUCACCAUUAUGUCUCCAUCUGCAGUAAUGUUACAUGUGCAAGAAGAAAAAUAUUACCGAGUGAGACUCAACUCCCAGAAUAAAACCAGUCCAGUCUACUGGUGCCGGGAAGAUUGGCCAAAUCAGGAAAUGAGGAAGAUCUACACCACUGUGCUGUUUGCCAACAUCUACCUGGCUCCCCUCUCCCUCAUUGUCAUCAUGUAUGGAAGGAUUGGAAUUUCACUCUUCAGGGCUGCAGUUCCUCACACAGGCAGGAAGAACCAGGAGCAGUGGCACGUGGUGUCCAGGAAGAAGCAGAAGGUCAUUAAGAUGCUCCUGAUUGUGGCCCUGCUUUUUAUUUUGUCAUGGCUGCCCCUGUGGACUCUAAUGAUGCUCUCAGACUACGCUGACCUUUCUCCAAAUGAACUGCAGAUCAUCAACAUCUACAUCUACCCUUUCGCACACUGGCUGGCAUUCGGCAACAGCAGUGUCAAUCCCAUCAUUUAUGGUUUCUUCAACGAGAAUUUCCGCCGUGGUUUCCAAGAAGCUUUCCAGCUCCACCUCUGCCAAAAAAGAGCAAAGCCUAUGGAAGCUUAUGCCCUAAAAGCUAAAAGCCAUGUGCUCAUAAACACAUCUAAUCAGCUUGUCCAGGAAUCUACAUUUCAAAACCCUCAUGAGGAAAACUUGCUUUGUAGGAAAAGUGCUGAAAAACCCCAACAGGAAUUAGUGAUGGAAGAAUUAAAAGAAACUACUAACAGCAGUGAGAUUUAAAAAGAGCUAGUGUGAUAAUCCUAACUCUACUAUGCAUUAUAUAUUUAAAUCGAUUGCUUUUUGUGGCUUUGCACUUCAAAUUUUUCAAAGAAUGUUCUAAAUAAAACAUUUACUGAAAGCCCUCUCUGGCAAAAAAACAAAAAUAAACAAAAAUGGUCAUAAGAUCAUAAACAAUCUUAUGUUGUAUAAAAAUACGUAGAGUGACUUAGACAUGUUUGCAUGAAUAAAUAUAUUUCUAGAGAACAGUUUACAAAGCCUCAUCUUUCCCAACUUAACCAUUUGUGUAUGCGUCAAAUCAAGCUUGCACGCGUGCGUGCAUGUGUGUGUGUGUAUUUUCCCCAAAUGGUGAUGAUGAGCAGUGCUUUGCAUGAAACUAGAUUUUAUCAAUUUCUCCUUUGAUUUUGGAUUUAAAAUUUUACAUUACAAGACUAUUACUCUGCUUAUGUUUAUAAACUGUACUUGGUUUUCUAAGAAAUACAUUCAAUCACAUGAAAUUCUCUGCUGUUGUUUUUCUCAUUUCCAUUACUUCAUUUCGGUUAAUCUACAAAGGCAAGAUAUUAUAGGUCCAUGGGUAAUUAUAUCACAGAGGCCCUCACUUCCUGUGUAUUAGAACUGUAGUAGCAAAUAAAGGGACACAUAUUUCUUUAUAUUUAAAAGUUGAUUUUUUAAAAAGAGUACAAAGGAGUUUUUGUUGGCUUUUUCAUAUUUUCAUAAGUGAAGUUUAUGCCCUAGUUGAACACACAUUUGUUACAGAGCUGAUUGAGGACCCCAACUUAACCCCUUUUUCUAACAGAAUCUCUGAUGUAAAGAAGCAAACCCUUUAAUAAUGCAGCAGUUAGCAGAAAAACGGCACCUUUCUUUGAAGUGUUUAAUCAUAGAUGUUUAACAAUUAUCAUGACUCUCACAUAGAGAGCAAGAACAAUUAUUUCAAAUCUUCUACUGAGCACAUUUAAAUCCAGCACCCUGGGUUUAGUAAAUUAGUAUUAUUGUUUAAAAAUGAAUUAACAACCCCUGGUUUCAGCUAUGUUAGAAUUAUCUAAUGAUAAUGGUUGUCAGCGUUAGCUUUUAUUCUAGGAUGAGGUAAAUCUCUAGAAAAUUGGAAAUUAUAACAAAAUAAACAGUUUGGCAAAUAAAAAUAAAUUUCUAGAAGUGAAGCUAUUUUACUUUUUUCAGUCAUUUUUGUGGUUCAAACUAAAAGCAUUUGCUAUGGUUUGGAUGUGGUUUGUCUCCAUCAAAACUCAUGGUAAAAUUUGAUUCCCAGUGUGGCAGUGUGGGAAGCUGGAACCUAGAGGGAGGUGAUCAGAUCAUGGGGGCACCACCCUCAUUAAUAGGUUAAUGUCAUUUCACAGGAGUGAGUUCUUACUCUUCUGAAACUGGAUUCAUUAUGGCAAAAGUGGGUUGUUGUAAAGCAAGAUUCUUCUCAUGUUUUGUCUCUUUGGACAUGCCUGCUCACUUUUCUGCUUCUCUGCCACGUUGUAACGUAGGACAUGGCCCUCACCAGAAGCCAAGCAGAUGCCAGUGCCAUGCUCUUAAACUUUCCAGUCACCACAAUUGUGAGCCAAAUAAACCUCUUUUCUUUGUAAAUUACAAAACCUCAGAAUUCCAUUAUAGCAACACUAAAUGGAAUAAAACUUUUCCACAUUCUAGUCUUUUGAGAAAUAAUUGUAGUUUUUUGCUUAUUUGUUUGUUUUUGUUUUUUUGGGUUUUUUUUUUUUUUUUUUACGAAGUCUCUCUCUGUUGCCUAGGUUGGAUAGGCUGGAGUGCAGUGGUGUGAUCUCUGCUGAAUGCAACCUCCACCUCCCAGGUUUAAGGAAUUCUCCUGCCUCAGCCUCCCCAGUAGCUGGGAUUACAGGUACGCACCACUGCACCUGGCUAAUUUUUGCUUUUUUUUGAGAUGGAGUCUCACUCUGUCGCCCAGGCUGGAGUGCAGUGACAUGAUCUCAGCUCACUGCAAGCUCCGCCUCCCAGGUUCACGCCAUUGUCCUGCCUCAGCAUCCCAAGUAGCUGGGACUACAGGCGCCCGCCACCACGCCUGGCUAAUUUUUUGUAUUUUUAGUAGAGACAGGGUUUCACCAUGUUAGCCAGGAUGGUCUCGAUCUCCUGACUGUGUGAUCAGCCCGCCUGGGCCUCCCAAAGUGCUGGGAUUACAGGCAUGAGUCACUGCACCUGGCCUAAUUUUUGCAUAUUUUUAGUAGAGACGGAGUUUCGCCAUGUUGGCCAGGCUGGUCUUGAACUCUUGAUUUCGGGUGAUCUACUCACCUCGGCCCCCCAAAGUGCUGGGACCAUAGGUGUGAGCCACCACACCCAGCCAAUUGUUGAGUUUUUAGUUGAAUUGAGCCAUGUGUUAUUUGAAUAUACAAGUGUUAUUUCCUACAAUUAUGAAGGGCAACUCUUAAAAGUUGUAGGUAUAGAAUUUGACCAUAUAUUCUUUUAUCUUGAUUUACUGAAAUACUAUUUACAGUCAGUGUACUCAGGCAUAGAAGAUUAUUUUGAUAUAGACUAUCACUUUCUUAUGGGCCUCCUCAGACAGAUCACAUUCUGUCAGCACUUGAAACUCAUUAUCACUAAAUUGCAUGUCCUCCCAUUCAUCUGCCUGCUUUUAUCACCUUCUAUUCCCUGUUUCAUCUUCCCUAAUGGUUACAAAACUCCCCUUACUGCAUCUUAUCCUGAUGUUCAGUCUUGCAUCUUUUAAUUAUUUCUAAAGUUGGCAAAGGCAUGUUCCUGAACUGGAGGACUAAUUUGCUUUCUUUCAUUAAUAAAUAGUUUGACAAAUAUAAGUAAGUCUCUGGGAGUCUAUCUAUUAUAUUUCUUAUAAUAGCUCUCUCUCUUUUUGUAAUAGGCUCUCUGCCUCUUAAAAGAUGUGCAUUUUAAAAGCCCACCAUGGACUGGCCCUCAUCUCCUGAUUAUAUCUCUGACACAAAUUGUUUUCAAAACUCAAGUCAGAAAUGGUCAGCCUAGAUUGUUGUGUUUUUCCUCAUUUAUUACUUAUUCACUGCUUUACUCCCUUAUUUGACUGUCUAUAUUUUGUCCAAGAUCUGUUAAAAAGCCACCUCUCUCAGAAGUCUGCAUUCUUACAGCAGAAAUUGUUAUUCUUUUCUAAGUACUAUGUACCUCUUAUAUAUGACAACCUAACUUGUAAUUGCUUUGUCUUGUGCUUGCAACUAGAAUAUAAAUUUCUUAAGGGCAUAAUGAAUUAGGCCUUUCUCAUCUUUAGAUCCCCUACAGUGUGGAUCACAGUAAUAGGCAGUAAAUACAUAUAUGCUAGAUAAUUGCCACAGGCAAAAACCAUCUGUCAUGUUGCUUAAGAGGAAUGUCUAAUUCUGAACAAGUAGAAUUUUGCAUAGAGAUUCUAGUAUACCUGUUACAGACAAAGGAGAGCUUUUCUAUGAAUUCAAACAACAAAAUAACAGAUAAAGAAAGCUAAAAUGUCUUGAACAUGCAUAGUCACUAAGAUUUAGGUUAUAUAGUCAUAUAUGAUUUGCUACCUAAUAGCUUAGUGCUUUGUACAAACAAAUUUCCUAUGCCUGAAUUUUCUUAUCUGUAAUAUGGGAAUAACAAUAGCUCCUUCCUCCUGGUCUGCUGUGAGUAUUAAAUGAUGGGGGGAAGUUUGUAUAAUAAAAAGCAGAGAAACUAUAACUUAGCAAAGGCUAAAUGAUUGUUGCUGUCUCGAUGAUAGUGAAAAGUAUUAAUAGGAGUAGUAGUUAUAAUAGUCUCAAGCCCAUGCUAGGUUAUAUUUUACAUGUUUGAUAACCCUCACUAGAGCACUCCAAGGUAUGUAUUAUUCCCAUUUUACAGAUGAGAGUACCAAGUCUAAGAGAAGCUGGUUUACUCAAAGUCAUGAAGCUUGAAAGUAGUACAAACAAGUUUGUAACUCAGAAACAUAUAAUUCCAAAACGUUAUUUUUUCCUUCUAUAUCAUAUCAUCUGUGUGUUAUGAUGAACUUAUUUUGGACUACCUCUUAACCACUUCUUCAAUCACCAUUUUUCUGAUUGUAAAAUAAUACCUGGGCUACUUGUAGAAUUUGUGAGAAACACAGAAUAGUACAAAGAAGAGAAUAAAAUUACACAUAAUCCCUCUAGCAAGAAGAAAAAAAACACACUGAAAACACAUAUUUCAACUAACACUUACUUCAGCACCCUGUAUAUAAAAUUUGCCAAUAGUGAUUAUUUCCUAAAGUAGAUUCCUAGCAGGAAAAUUACUAGAAAGAGCAUUUUUGUAAUACUUUUGAUAUGUACCUUGUUAUUUUUAAAACUAUUAAUAUAAAAUUCCAGUUUUGUGGCUGAUCAUCUCACAGUAUCCUUAACACGUUAAGUUUUUCUUCAACUUUGCUACUUUUAUAUGUGAAAAAUCAGUUAAAUUUGUUUUGAUUACUAGUGUAGUUGAACAUUGCUCUGUUUCUUACUAAUUUAUAUUUCUUCCUCUUCCUAUUCUUUGGCCAUUUUCCCUGUGUAUUUUUUGUUUCCUUUUGUAUUUUUAUUCAUUGCUACACAUUUUUGUAUUUAAGGCAUAGCAUCUUCAAUAAAAGGCAGAACAAUCUUUUUAAAAAACAAGUUAGAUGUCACUUUCUCAUUUCAAAGCCAUCAAUAGUUUCCUUUCAAAUUAGGAAAGAAACAAACUCCUAGGCUUACAUACAUUUACCUUUUCUGCCCUUGCCUACCUCUUAACCUCAUCUUGAACUCAAUACUCAUCAUUCACACAGACUGUCUGUCUCUUCCUCUGACAUCGGCCAAGCCCUUUGCUGCUUCUGUGUUGUGCACCUGUGUUCUUCCUGCCAGGAAUGUCCUCCCCAUUUACCUUCACAUAUCGGCUCCCCCUUAGCCUUCAGUGUUCAACUGAAACCCCACCUGAGCCUUGCCUAUUUCCUGCAUAGCUCUUCUAAUUAUCUGCAAUAAUCUUCAAAAUUUAUUGAAUUACUUGUUUAAUAUCUAUCCCCUACCAAGAAGCAAAAUCCAUAAAGGCAAAGAUUUUUGUCUUGUUUAUCAUUGUAUCAUUCAGUGUCUAAGAGAGUGUGUGGCUCAUAAUGGACACAUGAUAAAUAUUUGAGCAAAUUAACUGGUUGCAAAUAUUACCAGUUUUUAAUUUUCAUUAAAUUUAUUUAUGAAUAUGUGUUAUUUUAUUUUUAAAUAUUGAAAUAAUUCAGAACAUAAUAGAAACAUUAAGUAAUAUACAAAAGCAGAUGAAAUAAAAUAAAGUAAAAUAAAAUAAAAUCAUUAUUCUGCUGUCACUUACUGAUAAUCAUUCUUGCUGUCAUUUGUGGGCAAGGGUACAUGCUUUCUUUCACUAUGAUUCUGAGGCAUAUACUUUAUUACCUUUUUAUGUAACUUAGUGUAUCAAGGACAUGUUUUAUGUUGUUUAGUAGUCAUCAAAAUAUUUUAUUUUCAUUCCACUUCCAUUAUUUAUUGAGUUUCUUCCCUGUACCUGGAAAUAUAAAUUAUUUCUUACAUUUUAUAAAAUGAUACAGUUAUUUACACCUUGUAAAAUACUGGGCAUAUUUAUAAUCAUCUUUAUCGGGGAACCUGCCCCGAUAUUCAUGUAGGUUCUUUUCUAUUUUCCUUAAGCGUCGGCCAGCUUGAGAAAUAAAGGGACAGAGUACAAAAGAGAGAAUUUUUAAAGCUGGGCAUCUCAGGGAGACAUCACAUGUCGGUAGGUUCCGUGAUGCCCCACAAGCUGCAAAAACCAGCAAGUUUUUAUUAGGGAGUUUCAAAAGGGGAGGGAGUGUGCGAAUAGGUGUGGGUCACAGACAUCAAGUACUUUACAAGGUAAUAGAAUAUCACAAGGCAAGUGGAGGCAGGGUGAGAUCACAGGACCACAGGACGGGGUGAAAUUAAAAUUGCUAAUGAAGUUUUGGGCACCAUUGUUAUUGAUAACAUCUUAUCAGGAGACAGGGUUUUGAGAUCAACCGGUCUGACCAAAAUUUAUUAGGCGGGAAUUUCCUCUUCCUAAUAAGCCUGGGAGCGCUAUGGGAGACUGGAGUCUAUUUCACCUCUGCAGUCUCGACCUUCACAGACAGGCGCACCUGGGGGGGGGCUGUUUAUAAGCCUAUACCUCCAGGCACGUAUUCUCUUUCUCAGGGAUGUUCCAUGCUGAGAAAAAGAAUUCAGCGAUAUUUCUCCCAUUUGCUUUUGAAAGAAGAGAAAUAUGGCUCUGUUCUGCUUGGCUCACCGGUGGUGAGAGUUUAAGGUUAUCUCUCUUAUUCCCUGAACUAUUGCUGUUAUCCUGUUCUUUUUCCAAGGUGCCCACAUUUCAUAUUGCUCAAACACACAUGCUGUACAAUUUGUGCAGUUAAUGCAAUUAUUACAGGGUCCUGAGGCAAUAUACAUCCUCCUCAGCUGACAAGAUUAAGAGAUUAAAGUAAAGACAGGCAUAGGAAAUCACAAGGGUAUUGAUUGGGGAAGUGAUAAGUGUCCAUGAAAUCUUUACAAUUUAUGUUUAGAGAUUGCAGUAAAGACAGGCAUAAGAAAUUACAAAAGUAUUAAUUUGGGGAACUAAUAAAUGUCCAUGAAAUCUUCACAAUCCACAUUCUUCUGCCAUGGCUUCAGCCAGUCACUCCGUUUGGGGUCCCUGACUUCCCACGACACAUCUUAGAACAGACUUCCAAGAAAUUCAAUUACUUGGCCAAAAAUGCAUGUACAUUUCUUACUGUUUUAAUGCAGAUUGUCAAAUAUUUCUUGGAAAGAUUUUUAACAUUUAAUACCUCACUUAGUGAUGUAAAACUUUGUUCACUCACUUACUCUCAAAUACUACGCAUUCCAUAAAACUAGUUGUUUUGCCAAUUUGAUAAGAAAGAACUUGUAUCCCCAUGUGUAUUGCUACACAAUUGAACAUUAAAAAAUAUUCUACAUUUAAUUUGAUUCAUUUGUAUUCAUUUGUCUUCACUUGUAUUCAUUUGCAUUUCCACCUUAGUCAAUUCCCUCUUCAUGGUUUUUGCCCUCAUCUCCAUUUAUUUUUCUUAGCAACUUGUAAACACACUCUCUAAUUCAAGAUAUUAAUCUUUGAGUAGCAGGCAGAUAGCUACAUUUUCCCUUAUUCAACAUGCACCUGUGUGCACAUGUAUGCAUACAGAUAUGAGGGUAAAGACCUCAGCCUUGAAAGAGUUUUUUUUUUAAGUGACUUAAAGAAGAUAGAUAAUUAUAUCUCUCUCAUAAAAUUAUACCUGAUGGGAGUGGUCUAGUUUAGCAUAGCAUUUAUUUAGAAACCCAGAUUCCUUCCUUCUGACUGCUAAAGAGCAGGAAUCAGCAAACUACCCUCAAAUCUGGCCCUCCACCACAUUUUAGCAGGUACAAUCUUAUUAGAACACAGCUCUGCCCAUUUUAUUUAUAGAUUGUCUAUAGCUGCUUUUGUGCUAGAAUAGAAGAUCUGAGUAAUUGACACAGAGACCAUCCAGUUGACAAAGCCUAAAAUAUUUACUAUCUGAAUAAUUAUGGAAAACUAGUUAAUUUCUCCACAGAGUUUUGUUCUUGUCUCCAUGGUCACAACUAACCAAUAGGCACAUCCAUGUAUAAGAACAUGGGGAGGGAAAGGAAGAGCUCUAGGGCAGGUAGUGGGUCUUUAAAUUGUGGAAAACCUGGAAAGCAUACAAGUCAUUGCUGCUUAUAUACAGUUAGCCAAAUGUACUCACAUAGCCACGCCAAUCUUCAAGGACAGCUGGGACCCACUACUAGGGCAGGUAGUCGGUCUUUAAAUUGUGGAAAACCUGGAAAGUAUACAAAUCACUGUUGUUUAUAUACAGUUAGCGAAAUUUACUCACAUAGCCACGCCAAUCUUCAAGGACAGCUGGGAAAUGUAGUCUUCAGGUAAGCAGCCAUGUGCCCAGUCUAAAUUCUACUACUAUAGAAAAAAGAGAGAACAGAUUGUUUACAUUUUUACAUUAUCAAAUAUACUAUUUUUUAUUUUUGAAAUCAUUUUUUAAUUUUGAUUUUAGAAAGUACUUUCAAGUCUUUACACAAGACAUUUGCUUUCUGUGGUAGGUAAAAUAAUAGUUUCCUCCCUUCUAAGAUAUCCAUGUCUAAAUCCCUGGCAUUUCUAAGUAUGUUACUGUAUUUGACAAAAGAAACUUCGCAGAUGUACUUAAGCUAAGAAUCUAGAAAUGAAAAAAUCAUUCUGGAUUAUUUAGGUAGACCCAACAUAAUCAUAAGGGUACUUCUAAGCAGAAGAAAGAUACAGAAGGGAGAGGCAAAAGAAACUCUGACUAUAACAGAGAUCAGAGUGGCACAAUUUGAGAAAAAUUGAAACCUGUCUUUGAAUGUGUGGGAAAGGGACAUGACUCAAGGAAUGUCAUGAGUGGCCUCUAGAGAUGGAAAAGGCAAGGAAAUGCGUUUUUCCUCUAGAGCUUCCAGAAAGAAAUACAGCCCUGAUGAUGACUUGAUUUUAGCCCAGUAAGGCCUAUGUUGCACUUAUAACCUAUGGGACUGUAAGAAUAUAUAUUUGUGUUGUUUUGACACACUAAGUUUGUGGUAAUUUGUUGUGGCCAUAAUAGAAAAUGAAUGCAGGCCCUGGUGCCUGGAAGUGAGAAGCCACAGUGACAAUAAGUAGGUGUAAGUGGCUUGAAAUAUGGCAAUGAAGAGGGUUUGGAAGAAUUCUGAGGAUCCUGAUAGACUAAGCCUAGAUCUUUUUGAAUGGGCUGUUGGUAAAAAUAUGGAUAUUAGCAAUUCUGUUAGUGAAAACUGAGAAAGAAAUAAGAACCAGGAGAGAGAGAAACAUUUAUCACUUUAGAGAAUGCCUACAUUGUCAUGAAAAGACUCUUAGUAGAAAAGUGGAUGUUUAAGGCACUGCUUGUACAGACUCAGAAGGAAAUGAGGGGCAUGUUAGGGAAAUUUGAGGAAAGGAGAGCCUUGUUAUAUAGUGGCAGAGGUUUCAUAGAAUUAGGUCUUGUCAUUUUGUGGAAAUUAGAACUUGGAUAUUUAGCUGAGAAAAUUUUUGAGCAAAAUAUUGUAGGCAUGGCUUGGUUGCUUCUUGUUGAUUAUAGUAAAAUUCAAGAGGAAAUAAAUUAAGGGAAGAAUGGUCUUUAAUAAAAGAAAACAUGUUUUGAUAGUUUGAGAACUUCAAAGACUAUUUGGAUUGCAAAAAAUGAAAUUAAGGGAGUCAUUGUCAGAAAAGUAUGCUAUAUGAAAAAAAUCCAGGGUAUGUUUGGAUAAUCUUUUGCUAAAUUUCAGAAAAACAAAAGAUCAGAGUAUUCAGAGAGUAAGCAUGUGACUCAUAGAUACCCUUAGCCAUCUCAGCAGAAGCCAAAAAUGGAAAUGGGAUUAUCUUUGAAAAAUCUGUUGAGGAUCCUCUUGUGUAAUAGAAUUUAAUCUGUUGCCUACAUAGGAGACCCACCAAGUUUUUGAGAAUGUUAUAUCAGCAGAAAACACUACCUGAUUAAACUAAAAAUGACUGAGAGGGGAUGACAUGAAAGAAGGCUCUAAAAUUCCCAAAAUUCUAUAGGCAAAAAACAAGCUGGUAAAACUCUUCAACUGUAAAAGGUGAUACCUUUCAUGAAUAAGGGAAGAUGACAAUAAGGACAGAGUUGAAAACUCAAAAGGCAAAGCCAUGAGCCCACAUAAAAGAGCUAAGAGCUUAGAGGGCAGAGCCAAGAGCUCAGAGGGAAUCAAAACCACAAGCCACAGAAGAUUAUUCCUAGGGCUUAGAACCUAAGGGAAUCUGCAUCACUGGAUUUAAAAAAAUAUUUGGGAUUGGUGACUCCUAUUUUUCCUUCCAUUUUCUCUCCUUUUGAGAAGGAACGCCUGUAAAUGUUAUCCUAUGCCAGCCCUACUAUUGUAUUUUAGAAGCAGGUAACCUGCUUGUUUGGUUUAUAGGUCCACAGAUGGAGAGGAAUUGUGCCAACUAAGUGCCACUAAGUUUGUGAUCAUUUUUUUUAUGGGAGAAAUAUAAAAAGAAUACACUUCAUCUUCUUUUUUAAAAAAUCAGUUAUUUGAUUUGUUUGAAGUGUACAUUUUUGUAAGGAAAAAUAUUUUCUAUACUUUUUAAUAGGUUCUUUCAUUCAAUGAUAUCUCUGCCUGGCUUGCGUUAUAACUAGUUAAGGAAUUCUAGUUUGAAUCUGCCUUCUGUCUUAGGUAACAUUUACCAAGCAUCCAGUGACAGCCGCUCCACCUGGUGGUCGCUUGUACUUCUCCCAUGCUUAGGGAUUGUGCUGUAGUGCAUUUCUUUUCUCUGGAUAGUGAAUGAUGGUGGUUAGUGGAGCAUGGAUUAUACCACAUACACAUUAAACAUAUGUCCAAUUCAGCAAACAAGACAUUAAAAAUACAUACAUUAAAAAAUCCAAAGAUUCAGCUUGAAUGAAUUUACAUAGAAAGUUACAAUUUGAAGACUAUAAGAAGCUGCAUGAAUUUCAGAAUAGGAAUGUUUUAUGUUUUAUAGUUGCUGAUUAUAAUAUAGAAAGAGGAUAAUCAUGGUCUUUCCAGUGGCUAAUGCCUCACAUGGCCCACAGUUAUGGUAGUGUGGCAGUUAAAACAAAAGAUACCAGAGCAGGAAGAGAGGUUCCAAUCAAGGAUUCAUUGCUUGUUAUCAGUUGCAUGAUUAUGGGCAAGGUAAUUAAACCUUCUGUGCAUCAGUGUCCUCAUUUGUAAAAUGAGGUGAUAAUAUUACCUAUUUGCAAAAUUGUUCUUAAAUGAGUCACAUAAAGCAUUUGAAACUGCUUGCUCUUCAUAUAAUUAUGUCUGCAAUUGCACAUACCACAUAUUCAGGUAGGAAAAGCCAAAUUUAAAAAUAUUGAAUAAAAAAGAAAGUCAAGAAAGUUUCUUCACCUGAUAAAUUAGCCCUGAGUAGUGACUUUGUGUAAGCUUUCACCAGUUACAGAGUCAUUGUUACAGAAGAUGACAUAUAUGUAGCAUACAAAUACUAAUUAAGGUUAAAAUGGAAAAAAUUAAUAAUGGUGAAAAUCUCAAUCCUGCAGGAAUGAGAGUGGACUAAUAAUGGACUAUGUAUCAUUGCUUAAUAUAUAUCAAAUGCUUUUUUUCAUUUAUUGCUUUCCUUUUUUAUACUGUGGGCUUUUGAGGAAAAAUAAUCUAUUUUUAAAUCUUUGUAUCUUUAGCACUUAGCAUAUUGCCUUAGAGAUGUAAGUGAAUAAUCAUUGAUUUUGAGUAAAUUGAAUGUCAGAACAAGUGUUGUAACUUAUGAACUUGUUACUCUAAUAUCUGCAUUGCCUCUUGGAUAAAACAUUAUGAUCUGUGAUUGUGGACUGGAAUAAAAUAAAUAAAA